This is a messenger RNA of Ochotona curzoniae (black-lipped pika), 1447 nucleotides long. Its product is annotated as retinol dehydrogenase 16-like. The record is from RefSeq and is a predicted model, not a curated record. The transcript is spliced from 4 exons. Gene Ontology annotation, molecular function: oxidoreductase activity. The coding region runs from base 17 to 970 and encodes 317 amino acids. Lineage: Eukaryota; Metazoa; Chordata; Mammalia; Lagomorpha; Ochotonidae.
UGUCCCCUGAAAAGCCAUGUGGGGCUGCCUGGUGGCCCUCGUGGGCCUGUUCUUCCUGGUGCGCUGGUACCGCGAGAGGCAGGUGGUGAGCCAGCUGACAGACAAGUAUGUCUUCAUCACGGGCUGCGACUCGGGCUUUGGGAACCUGCUGGCCAGGCAGCUGGACAUGAGGGGCCUGAGGGUGCUGGCCGCAUGUCUGACAGAGAAGGGGGCUGAACAGCUGAGGCGGCAGACAUCGGACAGGGUGGAGACGGUAAUCCUGGAUGUCACACAGACGGAGAGCAUCACUGCGGCUGCCCAGUGGGUGAAGGAGCACGUGGGGGACAGAGGGCUCUGGGGCCUGGUGAACAAUGCUGGCAUCUCUGUGCCCUCGGCCCCCAACGAGUGGCUAGUCAAACAGGACUUUGUGAACAUGCUCAACGUGAACCUUCUGGGGCUGAUCGAGGUGACUCUGAACCUGCUUCCCUUGGUGAGGAAGGCCCGGGGCCGCGUGGUCAACGUCUCCAGUGUCAUGGGCCGCUUGUCCCUGUUUGGUGGAGCCUACAGCAUCUCCAAGUAUGGCGUGGAGGCCUUCUCAGAUGCGCUCAGGAGGGAACUGUCCUACUUUGGGGUGAAGGUUGCCAUCAUCGAACCCGGCUACUUCAAGACCAAGGUGACCAGUAGUGAGAUAUUCAUGCGGAGCUUUGGAGAACUAUGGGACCGGGCCAGCUCAGAGGUCAAAGACUUGUAUGGCAAGAAGUUUCUGGAAACCUAUAUAAAAUCAACUAAAUCCAUGGAACAAAAGUGCACAGAGGACCUAUCCCUGGUGACAGACUGCAUGGAGCACGCACUGACCUCACACCACCCCCGCACCCGCUACUCCCCUGGCUGGGACGCCAAACUCUUAUACCUGCCGUUGAGCUACAUGCCCACCUGUUUGGUGGACACUUUGGUCUACUGGCUUUAUCCAAGGCCAGCGCAAGCCUUGUGAAACCAUAACCAGGAUACAGAGCUGGAUACUGUGUAAGUGAGGGGGUCUCUCAGGGGAAGAAAGUGGACAGGGGUGCUGUCCUGCCACCAGGGCUUGCCUCAUCCUCACCUUUACCCUCUUCUCUGGAGCUGUUAGGAAGAAAGUCCUGAGAACUUGGCUGUAGAACAGAGAGUUCCAUCGACCUGGGCAGCAGCUGAAGUCUCACAGUCAACAGCAAAGAACCCAUACAUCCAGAGGCUUCAGUAGGCUCCACCCACAUCUGUUCUGCAUCCUACCCACCUGAUCAGGGUGUACCUUGGCCCUGGCCAAUCUGUACCUUCCAACAGGAUAGAAAUUGCAUAUCAGGCUGGGUUUAGGACCCAGACACCAAUUUCUUAUUUAUCAGAAUCAUGCUUGCUUGUUUGUAAAAAUUGUAAGACUCACAUAUGCCAAUGAUUUUAGCCUUGACCUGGGGAGACAUGGGGUUGUGGGUCAUCA